Closterium sp. Naga37s-1 is the source of this 1767-nucleotide messenger RNA. Lineage: Eukaryota; Viridiplantae; Streptophyta; Zygnematophyceae; Desmidiales; Closteriaceae. The record is from the annotation of a GenBank genome assembly.
AUGGACGGUACUGCGUCUGGAGGUGCUGAGCCUGUGCGUGCUGAGUCUGGAGGUGCUCUAGGUGUCCCGUUGCGGCGGGAGCCCCUCUCUCCGCAGCAGCUUCGUGAGUGGUACUCUCGGCGCUGUCGAUGUGCUGCUGGUGCUGGUGCUGCUGGAGCUGCUGGAGCUGCUGGAGGUGCUACUGGUGCUGGAGGUGCUGGUGGUGCUGGUGCUGCUGGAGCUGCUGGAGGUGCUACUGGUGCUGGAGGUGCUGCUGGUGCUGCUCGAGCUGCUGGAGGUGCUGCUGGUGCUGGAGGUGCUGCUGGUGCUGGAGCUGCUGGAGCUGCUGGAGGUGCUGCUGGUGCUGGAGCUGCUGGAGCUACUGGAGGUGCUACUGGUGCUGGAGUUGUUGCUGGUGCUGCUGGAGCUGCUGGAGGUGCUCCUGGUGCUGGAGGUGCUGCUGGUGCUGGAGCUGCUAGAGCUGCUGGAGGUGCUGCUGGUGCUGGAGCUGCUGGAGCUGCUGGAGGUGCUACUGGAGCUGCUGGAGGUGCUGCUGGUGCUGGAGGUGCUGCUGGUGCUGGAGCUGCUGGAGCUGCUGAAGGUGCUGCUGGGACUGGAGGUGCUGCUGGGACUAGAGACCCUGGGGCUGAGGGUACCGGUUCUGUCUCUGCUGUUUCUGGAGGUGCUGCGCAGCCGCAGGCGUACUACGUUCCACUCCUUCAGCAGGUUCUUGGUUCCCCGCCUUCUCCUGGUCCUGCUCCUCCUUUCCUGAGUCCACCGCCUGUCCAGUCCCAGUCGCAGUUACAGCCGCCCUCUCCACUGCCUGGUCCUUCUCCUUACUCUGGACCGACUAGAGGUCUUACGGAGCGUAGUGAGCCUGAGUCGCGUCCUGUGUCGCCUGAGUCUCGUUCUGCGUCGAUUGUCCAUACUGUUCACGCUGGUCGUGUGUCACGUCCGCGUCCUCCUCCUGUCCCUGGCACUCACUCUAUGACUCUGUGUCCUUCCACUGCUCCACAGCGUGUCCCUCCGCCGUCUCCUCCUCGUCCAGCUGUCCCGCGCUUUCUGGCCUCUGCUGUCACUGACCCUUUGUUUGAGUCCACUGCUGCGUCUGCUCUUGUUGCUGAGCUUGUAGACUUUGCUGCGGCCUGUCGCCUAGACUACGCCACUAGUCUUGUUGAUGAGUCUGCGUCUGCGUCUGUCUGUCCUCCGUCCGUCGGGGGGAGACCCGGAGCACCAGACAUCCCGACCCCGCGCUCUUACACAGAGGCGAUAGAGGGUCCCUACUCCUCUCAGUGGCAGGCAGCCAUGGACGCCGAGAUGGCUUCCUGGAAGUCCACAGGCACCUACGUAGACGAGGUUCCCCCUCUUGGGGCGAACAUCGUCAGUGGCAUGUGGAUCUUAAGGGUGAAGCGGCCGCCGGGUUCUCCGCCUGCCUUCAAGGCGCGUUACGUUGCACGUGGCUUCAGUCAGCGACAGGGAGUUGACUUCUUUCAGACCUUCUCUCCUACCCCGAAGAUGACCACUCUUCGGGUACUAUUGCACGUUGGUGCUCAGCGUGACUACGAGCUCCACUCGCUUGACUUCAGCACAGCCUUCCUACAGGGCAGCCUGCACGAAGAGAUCUGGCUGCGCCGCCCACCUGGCUUCACUGGGUCGUUUCCUGCUGGUACCCAGUGGAGCCUCCGGCGGCCAGUCUACGGUCUCCGCCAGGCACCCCGUGAGUGGCACGACACACUCAGGACUACUCUUGCUGCUCUUGGUUUUGCUCCUUCCACUGCUGACCCGUAG